Messenger RNA from Pelobates cultripes (western spadefoot toad), 13202 nucleotides. The record is from the annotation of a GenBank genome assembly. Lineage: Eukaryota; Metazoa; Chordata; Amphibia; Anura; Pelobatidae.
AUGGAGACAGCCGUUAAUCCGGCGUUUAAAAGGUACAUCUCGCAGAUGGUACUCAGUAUACCCGCUAUCAAUGGCAAUUUCUUCCCCGUAAAACUGUUUUGUUGGAAAUGGUUUGGAUUCUGUGGUGACCCCUCCUCCCUUGCUUCCAUAGAGAUGGCGUCUCCGUCUCUCUACCAACCAUAUCCAAUCCACAGCCAUCCUCUCUGUAGGAGUGAGAGAGCCUCCAGGCGGCGGGACUUGUGGCUACAGCCUGUGUUAGUGCUCCGAACCCCGGGUACAUUGCUCACCUCUGCCCGCCUAGGACUCCGCUAUGUGAGCCUUUAUAGGCUGCGCCCUCCCAGCUCUGCGGCGCCGCCAUUUUCUUCCGGCUGCUGAGACCUAUAUAUCCCCGCGGGAGGGGGCGCAGUGUAUCCCAGCAACGGGGAGUCCCUGCUAACUGCAGCCGGGGUGACGGGGUUAAUCAUUGCACUGUGUGCUAGUUAUGGGAUCAGUAAGGCCGAGAGCUGAUAUUUAUUACUCUCUGUUAUAAUGGCUCCUAUUUCCAUAGAGCCCCCCGCACUGCCUUGUUUAUAAACAGUGAGUAGUGACUGAACAACCUGAUAGAUCAGCAUUGAUUGUGCUGUGUGUGGAAACAAACCGUAUAUCCUAUAUUCUCCACUUGUGUUUACCUACAAUGGUGAUAUUUUAUUGCACACGGUUAGACGUUCUGGGUUGUUUAUAUUAUUUACAUUGCCUAAUACUGGGAGUCUGGUAACCUCUGAGAGACUCCUGUGACUGCUAUAAAGCUAUACGGAGGUCAUUGCUCACAGAUUGACCUUGGUUUAUAAAAUGAUUCCUGUCUAAAAUAUAUGCACGGUUCGUCUCCAUCCACUUAAUGCUUGUAAUGUAAAUAAAAAUAUAUCUAUAAUGGGUGGUGAGCACUCUCAAUAUACUUUUUGGAAGGGUGCAAUUAAGCCCAGGAUCCGUAUUCCAUGUGUAGUAUAACUAAAGAUGAUAGCCCAGCAUUAGUAGUUGCAAUCCUUUGUUUUUUCAAUGAAUAGGGACGGAACGUUUUGGCUAACUUUGGUACCAUUUGCUUGAAACUUUUCCCAUGUUUUACGUAAUAGGUUAUAGGUCAGUAAUUAUCCUCAUUUGAUUUAUAGCACGUUCAUAUGGCCUACAUGAUUUGGAUAUAUUAGUGGACAUAUGGUGUAAGAUAAAUACAUUAUACUGUCAUUGUUUUGUUAUUCAAUCUUAUCUAAUCCAUGAGUGUGUGGGAGUUUGCCUUUUAAUUUUGUGAAGACUGUGGUACUUGUCUUUUCAGGUGGAAGGGAAAUUUGCUUGUACUAUACCAUGUCUUUUUCUGGUGUGGAAGAUUAUCCAUCUACAUAAGACUUUACUUCACUAAUUCAGCACUUAGAUUUGGUUAGUUUGGUAUUUUUUAAGAUGCAAUUCUGCUGCCUGGUCAUUGGGGUCCAUAGUGCUUGGGAUCACAAGGUGUGAAUGAGGUCACUCUGUAGUCAGGGAUGUUUGUUUAGUUUAAGUGAGGUGUGCUGGGUAGAUGGGGGAGGGGCUUGGAAAUUAGUCAACAUUUUGAGUGGAAGAGAAACAAAGACUUCUAGAUUUGUCUGAUUUCACACUGAAAUCAUUCUCCAGUUAGACUUGUGCUCUUGCAUUCCUGGAGAGCAGCACUAACCUUCUGGCCAUGCUUUUUUUUUUUUUUUUUAUGAAUAUAGAUUCAAUUAAAGUGUACAUUUGGUUUACUCUUCAAAUUAUUGAACCUGUAACCCCUUAAGGACACAUGACAUGUGUGACAUGUCAUGAUUCCCUUUUAUUCUAGAAGUUUGGUUCUUAAGGGGUUAAAACAACUGCAUUCUUAUUGAUACUGUUUAACACCAGUAAAACUGCUAUUGAUUGGAGCCUGCAGCAAUUAUUAUUUUGGAUGAUUUCCAGUUAAUGUAGGUGUAGAUCAUGUAGUGGUUUAGACAUUUUAAUCAUAUCCCAAGCUAAAUAUGGGGCUAAUUUAUUAGCUAGUGGAGCUAGUAAUUUAAUGGUUUAAACUAGCAUUUUUACCCCCCCCAUAUUACGGUUUAAUUGAAAACCAAUUACUGUAAAAUCAUUGUACUGCUCUAGGAAAUGACUGUACUCAAACUACACACAAGUAUAGUGCAGAUGCAAGACCAAUUUACAAGGUUACCCUCUAUUUGGGUAGUGGUACAUUAAAUACGCAAUUUCUGUGUCAAUAUAGCAAAAAGGUUUUUUAUUUUUUUUGCUUCUUUCAAAUUUUAUGCUCACUGGAAACUGGUGCAGUAUGUAAUUAUAUAUUUUAUCACUAUAGUUAAUGUUAGUGAGUGCAAACAGUUAAGUGUAUAUUGUAGCUAUGUGACAUGUUUGUCAACAAAACAGGAUGUGUAGAAUCUGAGGACACACCCUCACUCUUCUAUACAACGAACCAGAAAAUAGAGUAGUACAGCAUUGCAAAGUGAACACCUGACUGACCAGUUGAAACAAAGUGAUCUUUCAUAAUCCUAUGAAUCAGAGUAGAUCUCUAGUAUGUGCAGUUAUAGCUGGCAUGAUCACAUUGUGAAGACAGAACUUGCUUGACCAGUAAGUAACACACUUGUGUUCUGCUAUAUUGUCAUGCUUUCAGUGUUACAGUAGUAAAAUAUGAAAAUAAGUGCACUCGACCAGCUGAUGACUGUUUCAGUGUUAAUGGUAUUCAUCAGUUUUACUCUAACUGCCUACAUUGAGGCAAUGAAAGUAUAUGUGUAUGUGUAUAUAUGUAUGUCUCUCUCUCUCCCUCUCCCCUGGCUCCAAAAUUCUAUACAUAAAUUGUUCUACCUACUCUAUGGAAUUAUUUUUAUAUAAAUCCACAAGCCGAUGCAGUAGCCUUUCUGUAAAAUUUUACUGCGGUCAUUCUUUUCAUAUUUUGAAAUGUUAAAGAAACCAUCCAUAACUGCUUCAUUGGGAUUAAGUUUUUAUAGUGCAAGGAGGUUGAUGGGUGUGUGGUUUGGGGUGGGGGGUUAUGGUGUAUUACUGACUUACUUAGAGCAUCAGUUGUCCACUCCAGCCAAUAGGCAGUGUCCCUGCCUGGCAAUACUCAACACUUGCCUAAAAGUUUAUUUCAGAACUUGAUAUGCAGUGCUGUAAGCAACCAUCUGGGUUUGAACCGUCCAAGAACAGUUUAAAACCUUCAAGUGACCCCCUGGCACUGUAAUAGCUUAAUUUUGAUUGUUAUGGUGCCUGGACUGUUCCUUUUACAGUAGCAUAUAGUCAUGUUGCAAAAGGAGGUGGGUGACAAGUAAAUGACUGCCAAAAGCAGCCAAUACUUCAUGUAUAUGUUUUUUUGAACUUAAAAUUGUCCGGCAUUGUAAUUCUGAAUAUAUUGGGGUAUUUUUGUGUUUCGGCAGCACAUUUUAAACUGUAAAAAAUUUAGUCUUAGACCUCAAUAUCUCCAGUUUGCAUUUUUUUCUAUUAAAAUACAGUUUGUCAACCUCACAGUUGGUACUCCAACAAUGCUACAUCCUCACUCCCUUGCUGUCACAGUAUUAGAAAGGUAUACUAGGCAGCUGGUGAUAAACAGCUCAGGCACCCAUCCCUAACAACUUUGAAUGAGCUGAAAUUGGCCUAUUUUUUGUUAAAAUUAUAUUGGUAUAUCAUAACUUUCUUAUGGUGAUGAUUAAACUAUUUGUCCAAUAUCUUAAUGUUUUACCUUGGUUUUUUUUAUUUAAUUUUUUGCAGACCGCCUUUGGAUCUUAACCAUGGAAUGAUGGGUCAGUCUGUGGAGGGGACACCAGGAAAGCGCAUUCGCAAGCCCUCUUUGCUUUAUGAAGAUUUUGAAGGUCCCAAUAUGACCUCAAAUGUUUUUCACCACAUGCCACAAGCAAAUCCUCCACCUCCUGAGGUCAGCAAUUCCAAAAAGCCUGGACGUUCCACUAAUCAGCUGCAGUACUUGCACAAGGCUGUAAUGAAGUCUUUGUGGAAGCAUCAGUUCUCUUGGCCUUUUCGCCAGCCUGUGGAUGCAGUAAAGCUGGGUUUACCGGUAUGUACUUGGGUUAAUACCUUAAAUGCCUAACCUAUAUUAGCUGACUGGUAGAAGUGGGUUAGUCUGCUCAUUGUAUUUGCAGUCUUCCUCGCACAAACACAAGAAACUUUUUCACUGGGAAGUAUCUUUAUACUGCCUGAUGACAGCUCUGAGAUUUUGACAGCAUUGAGGAAUCUGGUGCUGAGAGGUUCAGGGUUCCACAGUGUUCGUGGAUCUUGGUAGCGUGUAAAAGGUUUUUGAGGCCUAACUUGGUGUUGUGUAUACCGUUUGUACAAGUGGAACUGCUUCUUAUAAAAAUAAACUGUGGCUACGGGUAAUGCAACAAUGGGAUUAAUUUCUAAAUAUUCUUGAAGUUACACUCUGAUUAUUGUGUAGGAAAGGUUACUUUUGAUUCUGGCAGUUACUUAUGCCCCAUGUUCUCCUACCUACUUCCCAUCCAUUCCUACAAAUGUAUGGAUGUUUUGAUGCACGCCGCAAAGUUGACGCUUCUAAUGAUGUAGCUGCCACCCUAUAUAUUGUGAACUGGUUAAUUAUUUUGUGAAAUGCGAAUUUCCAAUUAAUGCGUUUUGCAGAUCUGCACAUCCAUGAAUUUGUACAGGACCCAAAGUGUGACAAUAUUAAACGCUACACAUACUGAGAUGUCUUGGAUUAGAAGUAUGAAGGUACAUUAAACUGGUAGGUGUCCUAUUCAUUAGCUUUUAGAAUAAAGUCAUAAUUUCCGUUAUGCCAAUUGCCUCGCCAAGCUACAUAUUUGGCAGGGUUUAUAUGUUCCCUCUGAAGCAUUCAGUCAGUAUGCCUCUGGCAUGACCACCCAGGCAGCUUGCUGUCAAGCGGGCCAGAACUUAGGGCUACCAUUUUGUUGAGUAGCUGUAUUCUUGUGUCCGUGGAGGUGUGAAGGCUUUAGGUUGAAUCUGCUGCUUCAUGAAUGCUGUGUAAUUUGCUUCUUCAUUAACAAUCAUGUGUUUAGGAUUUUAAACCUGGUCUCCUAAGAAGUGCUUGUUAAGAAUGUAACUGAUAUGCGUCUGUAUAAGAAAAGAAAAAAGAUUAUGCAGGUGUAUUUUUGUAAUGUAGUGCUUGGAUUUUUUUUAUUUUAUUUAUUUUUUCUCAAAACCAGAGCUGUCAUCGGGUCCCAAGUACAAAAAAGCCUACUGUGUGUUUUCACAGGGUGCGCUUGCGCAGUCAAGGGUCUGCUGUACAUUUCAGGGAAGAGGCAGCUGUUACUGGGAUGGUAAACACAUGGGAUAUAUGGGGCAUCUAUUUUACCAAGAGGAGUGAAAUACAGCCUGCUUUUUUAAAUGUGGCUUAAUAAUUGUGUGCAGUGUACGGGGGUAGGGGGAGGAAGCACAUUUUUGAAUCAAGAUGUCUAAUAAUCUCCUGGAAUUUGUUUGUAAUUACAUUUGUUCUUAGAAUUGUUUUUGUCUUGUAACACCAAUACAGCAUGUUAUAGAUUAAUGUGAUGGGAGAGGGCUUUGACCGAAUUCACAAUUAGAUUUUUGUUUUCCUCUUUGGUGCGCAUUGUUCACUGCAGGAUUAUCAUAAGAUCAUCAAAUAUCCGAUGGAUAUGGGAACCAUCAAGAAAAGACUAGAGAACAACUAUUACUGGAGUGCACUAGAGUGUAUGCAAGACUUCAACACUAUGUUCACCAACUGUUACAUCUACAAUAAGGUGAGACAGCUGGGUGGUUAGAAUUACAAUAUUUUUUAUUUUAUUUUUUUAAACUGUACCUAACCAACUGAGGAUAUAUCUUGCUACAGCCAACCGAUGACAUAGUGUUGAUGGCUCAGAGCUUGGAGAAGAUGUUCCUGCAGAAAGUGGCACAGAUGCCACAAGAAGAGCAGGAGAUUCCGAACACCUCUACAAAGAACAAACAAGUGAAGAGCCCCAAAUCACCAGGUGAGUCUUUGAAAAGUUUCAAUAUCUUUGAUGAUCUUGUUGCUUCUUCAAUCAAAUGACAUAGGAAAAGAAGGGGAAAAUGUGGCUGAAUAUUUAAACUUUAUUUCCUUCAGUAAUAGGUGGAGUUACAACAGCUCAUCAAGUGCCAGCUGUGUCAUCCAUGUUUCAGUCUUCGCUUUAUCCAAGUUCCCCUGAAGUGCCCUCCACCAUCCUUAGCCUACCGCACCCGCCUGUGCUCUCCAGUCCUGUUCAUAAGUCAUUGCCUUCACAAACAUUGCUACCGGUAGUGCCAGCAACAACUCAGCCGAUUACUAAGGUAUGUUAACUGACCUCAAUAAAUUUGUGCAUAUAAAUGUAGAUUAGCUUUGUUUUAUUGUGAAUUGCCUAAUUGUUACAUUUUAAAAUUCUUUGUUGUGCAAAUCUGUUUUUCUAUUUCCAGAAGAAAGGUGUGAAACGGAAAGCAGACACUACAACACCAACCACAACUGCUAUUAUUGCCACCAGUGGAGACUCCUCCCCUAUACCUCCUGAAACCAAACCUGCCAAAAUUCCUGCACGACGGGAAAGUGGUCGCCCCAUCAAGCCACCACGCAAGGAUCUACCAGAUUCCCAGCAGCAUCAGACCUCUAAGAAGGGUAAAUUAUCAGAACAGCUGAAGUACUGCAAUGGGAUAUUGAAAGAUCUUCUCUCUAAGAAACAUGCAGCCUAUGCAUGGCCUUUCUACAAACCUGUGGAUGCAUCAGCCUUGGGACUGCACGAUUAUCAUGAAAUCAUCAAACACCCCAUGGAUCUAAGUACCAUCAAGGUGAGAAUCGGGGUAUGGAUGUUAACUUACUGAAAAAAUAUUUAAGUACCUGAAAAGGCCAAAUACUUUAUUUUUUAGACCUCUGUUGUGUAUGAUAACGUUUUACCUGGAUCACUGGCAUUUUUUUGCAACAGAGAAUUAUGGAAGAAGAUAUAGCUUGUGUGGUCCCUGUUUGAUAUGAAGGGAACUGAUGUACAAGGAUUUGCAGACUGCUUUUCUUAUUUAUUUUUUAAUUUUUUUUCUUGGAUUGCAUUUGAGCAAUACAGAAAUCUAAAGUUCAAAAUACUUCAGUCUCUUAGCAGGUAUCACAGUGCAGAUACAGGAGUAUACUUCCCAGGGCAUCUUAAUAUUUUGUUUACAUAUCCAGUUUAUUCAACAAAUUAAAAAUGAAGUUAUGUUGAAUCUCUAUUCUUCUAUUUACACAGUUUGAUCUGUUAUCAGCUUUGCCCCUUUGUCAGCUUAGAUUGUGAAAUAAACCUUUUUUAAAAAAAAAAUAAAAUAAAAAAUACAUCUUUACUAUACAUUGGAAAGAAAAUGCUUCACAUAGGGCAAAACAAAAUUUGAACAUAAAUUAAGUGUGGAAUUACAAUAGCUCAUUAAGUGCCAGCUGUGUCAUCCAUGUCUCAGUCUUCACUUUAUCCAAGUUCUUAAGAAGUGCCCACAAUCAUACUUUGCCUACAACACCUACCUGUGCUCUCCAGUUCUGUUCAUAAGUCAUUGCCUUCACAAACCAUGCUACCAGUAGUUUGAGUAGUGACCAUUUCUCCCAUUAAGAUAUUCUGGGAAAAUGUGUAAUGUCUUUUUAGAUUUGCUCUGCACCUGCUGCUUAUGCCUAUAAUACUCUUUUUAUAAUAUCUUGCAAAGUUGGACUGGUUAAAGGUGCAUUAUUCAUUGGAACAUCGUUUUGCAGAAAAAGAUGGAUAACAGGGAAUUCCGUGAUGCUCAAGAAUUUGCAGGAGAUGUGCGACUUAUGUUCUCAAACUGUUAUAAGUACAACCCUCCAGAUCAUGAUGUUGUAGCAAUGGCAAGAAAGUUGCAGGUAAGAGGUUUACCAUCACCAAUAGCGUUAAAAUUACUUGAUUACUUUGAUUUUGUUAAAUGUAACUUUUUGCCCCUUCUUCCUCAGGAUGUGUUUGAAUUUAGUUAUGCCAAGAUGCCAGAUGAACCACUGGUGGUGAAUCCUCCUUCAGCAUCAACACAGCAGCCAGCUUCGGAUUCCAAGUCUUCCUCUGAAUCAUCAAGUGACAGCAGCAGUGAGAGUUCAGAUGACAGUGAAAGCUCUGAUGACUCGGAAGAGGAAAGAGCAAAUAGGCUUGCUGAGCUGCAGGAACAGGUCAAGAAUUUUAAACACUCCUUUCUGUGCAAAGUUGUAGCUUGUCACAAUGCUAUGCUUGUCACUCACAAUUGAUAAGAACUGUGAAUAAAACUUUCUGGAAUAAAUUGAUCAAAUUGCUGACCUGGAGUUCUGUGUAGCUUUUCUAGUAAACUUAUGACACUUUUGUGGCAUCACAAGUUUACUGAAUGAACAGGCUUCAGAAUAGUCUUCAACGGAUGACUUCAAAAUAAAACCCAAAAGGUAUCCUUUAAAAAAAAAAAAAAAAUGGUAUGUAGCCACCAGGAACUUCAUUAGCCUUAAGAUCCUGUACAGAUUCCAGAUGUAGCACUUGAAUUUGUUCCUUGAAGAUUAUUUUCCCUUUGACAUUUCUCUGUUUGGUUAGAUGUCUAAGCUAGAGCAAAACUGUAGAAUUUCCAGGUCAGUGUUGUGUUUUUUAAGCUAUGAAUUUAUAAUGUGGUUUCCACAAAGCUUAUUAUAUAUAAAUGCAAAUAUAUUAAUUCAAUCUAUACUUAUCUUCCUACAGCUCAGAGCGGUGCAUGAACAACUGGCAGCACUCUCCCAAGGUCCAAUCUCUAAACCCAAAAAAAAGAGAGAACGGAAGGAGAAGAAGAAAAAGAAGAAGUCUGAUAAGAGGAAAGGAAAGGAGGAUGAUGAAUGGCAAUCUAGCAAAUCAAAACAGUCCCAGUCAAAAAAGUCAAAGAAAUCUGGAUCAGGCGGAACCACUACUAGCUCCAGUUCAAAUACUCCAGCAGUUUCAAAGUGAGUCAAGGCGAUAUUAUGAGGGUCUGGAGUUGAAUUUGAGUGUGACAUAUUCAAUUAAUAUAAAAAGAAGCUAUAAUUUAUUUAAGGCAUUCUCUAUUGCCAGGAAAACAAACCCGUUUUCCUGGCACUGUAGAAUCCUGGAGUGCCCCCCAUCCCACACCCCUGAAGGGCUUAAAAUCACUUGUCAUUCUCUUGAAUCCAGCGCCAUAGUCCAUUGGCGCUGGGUCAGGCCCCGCCCAUGCUCCUCCCCUGCCGACCUCAGCUGGCAGGGAGACCGCAUGCGCGGCAAUGGCUUAGGAUUAGGAUUUCACCAUAGGAAAGCAUUAUUAAAUUCCGGUGACGCUGGAUGCAUAGCGUGAGGACGUCCAGCGUCGUCUUAGCACCGGAAAGACCCUCUAGUGGCUGUCAACACUAGAGGACUAAACCGUGCAAGGUAAUUAAUUGCAGUUUCUCAGAAACUGCAAUAAUUACCACUGUAGGGUUAAGUGACAUGGGACAUUGCACCCAGACCACUUCAAUGAGCUGUAGUUGUCUGGGUGACUACAGUGUCCCUUUAAAUCUUCGUGCAUUCCUUUAUAAUUGGCUUAAUGACUUUUCCACAAAGUAAAUCUGUAAUUUCUAGAGAAACAUCUCUAGUUUUUUGAUUCAGUUAUAAUUCUUUUUAUUUUUUUUAACUUUUGAAUCUUGCAGAAGUUCUAAAAAGUCCUCCUCCAAAUCACUUCCUUUACUUCCACCUGUACUUUAUGACUCUGAAGAAGAGGAGGAGUGCAAACCAAUGACGUAUGAUGAGAAGCGUCAGCUUAGUUUGGACAUCAACAAACUUCCUGGUGAAAAGCUGGGUCGUGUGGUACAUAUCAUCCAAUCGAGAGAGCCCUCUUUGAGAGACUCAAACCCUGAAGAAAUUGAGAUUGAUUUUGAAACUCUGAAACCUUCCACCCUCCGUGAGUUGGAAAGAUAUGUAAUGUCCUGUCUGAGAAAGAAGCCCAGAAAACCAUAUGGUAAGUUUAAAGUAAAUGUUUCCUUGUAUAUUACAAUAAAAAGUACAAAUGGUUGCUAGCUUGUAGUUUAAAGGCAAUUGGUUUUGUAAGGCAUUGCACUAAUUAAGAACAAAGCCACCUGGUUUUAUUCGCUUCAAUUUAUAUUUGAGUAUCAAUGCCUGAAUUUCAUACUACACUGCUCAAAAUAAAUAAAUAAAGGGAACACUUAAACACAAUGUAACUCCAAGUCAAGCACACUUCUGUGAAAUCAAGCUGUCUACUUGGGAAGCAACACGGAGUUACAAUCAAUUUCACAUGCUGUUGUGCAAAUGGGAUAGAGAACAGGUGGAAAUUAUAGGCAAUUAGCAAGAGAUCCCCCAAUAAAGGAGUGGUUCUGCAGGUGGUGACCACAGACCACUUCUCAGUUCCUAUGCUUCCUGGCUGAUGUUUUGGUCACUUUUCAAUGCUGGUGGUGCUUUCACUCGAGUGGUAGCAUGAGAUGGAGUCUACAACCCACACAAGUGGCUCAGGUAGUGCAGCCCAUCCAGGAUGGCACAUCAAUGCGAGCUGUGGCAAGAAGGUUUGCUGUGUCUGUCGGCGUAGUGUACAGAGCAUGGAGGCACCACCAGGAGACAGGCCAGUACAUCAGGAGACGUGUAGGAGGGCAACAACCCAGCAGCAUUACUGCUACCUCUGGCUUGGUGCAAGGAGGAACAGGAGGAGCACUGCCAGUGCCCUGCAAAAUGAUCUCCAGCAGGCCACAAAUGUACAUGUGUCUGCUCAAACUGUCAGAAACAGACUCCGUGAGGGUGGUAUGAGGACCCGACGUCAGCAGGUGGGGAUUGUGCUUACAGCCCAACACCUUGCUGGAUGUUUGGCAUUUGCCAGAGAACACCAAGAUUCACAUUCGCCACUGGUGCCCUGUGCUCUUCACAGAUUAAAGCGGGUUCACACUGAGCACAUGUGACAGUCUGGAGAUGCCGUGGAGAACGUUGUGCUGCCUGCAACAUCCUCCAGCAUGACCGGUUUGGCAGUGGGUCAGUAAUGGUGUGGGGUGGCAUUUCUUUGGGGUCGCACAGCCCUCCAUGUGCUUGCCAGAGGUAGCCUGACUGCCAUUAGGUACCGAGAUGAGAUACUCAGACCCCUUGUAAGACCAUAUGCUGGUGCGGUUGGCCCUGGGUUCCUCCUAAUGCAAGACAAUGCUAGACCCCAUGUGGCUGGAGUGUGUCAGCAGUUCCUGCAAGACGAGGACAUUGCUAUGGACUGGCCCGUCGGUUCCCUUGACCUGAAUUCAAUUGAGCACAUCUGGGACAUCAUGUCUCGCUCCAUCCACCGUCACGUUGCACCACAGACUGUCCAGGACUUAGCAGAUAAUUUAGUCCAGGUCUAGGAGCAUCAGGAGCAUGCACAGGUGUUGUAGGGAGGUCAUACAGGCAUGUGGAGGCCACACACACUACUGAGCCUCAUUUCGACUUUUUUUUAAUUUUAUUUUUUUAAGGAUAAUGUCAUAGUUGUAUCAGCCUGUAGUGUGUUUUGUUUCACUUUAAUUGAGUGUGACUCCAAAUCCAGACCUCCAUGGGUUGAAAAAUUUGAUUUCCAUUUUUAAAUUUUUGUGUGAUUUUUGUUGUCCGCACAUUCAACUAUAUAAAGAACAAAGUAUUUCAGAAGAAUAUUUAAUUCAUUCAGAUCUAGGAUGUUAUUUUGGCGUGUUUUUUUUUUUUUUUUUUGAGCAGUGUAUAAUGGUGUCUGCUGGAUUCUUGAAAUGAUCCCAUGUUUAAUUUUUCGUGCUAUUUGGGACCUUUAAUAAUUUUAUUUUUUUCCUGGUAAUUUAUUUUCACUUACUCUUGGCACCUCUUAAACUAAACUCAAAAUAAUAUUACAAAUAGUGUAUGUGUGUGUGUGUGUAUAUGUGUGUGUGUGUGUGUGUAUAUAUAUAUAUAUAUAUAUAUAUAUGUGUAUAUGUGUGUGUGUAUGUAUAUAUAUCUCUAUAUCACAAAUAAUGGCACUCACCCUUCCUGAUGUAAUGAGUAGUAAAGUGCCCUGGUGCAAUCUUAUGCUGAUAAAUAAAUAAUUAUAUUGAAGAAAGAUGCACUCUCCGGUCUUUUUAAGAAUAUUAACGGUCUUUAAUCCGUCAAAGGUUUACAGGUUGUUUGAUCAAACCUUUGAUGGAUUAAAGACUGUUAAUGGUCUUAAAAAGACCGGAGAGUGCAUCUUCAGUGUGUGUGUGUGUGUGUGUAUAUGUGUGUGUAUAUGUGUGUGUAUAUGUGUGUGUAUAUAUAUAUAUAUGUAUAUAUGUAUGUAUAUGUAGUGUGUGUGUGUAUACACAUAUGUUGGGAAUAUCAGUAAGUGCUCUUAAUCUUUUUGUUACACUGAACACUGAGAGGCGUCUGGGUAUUUUACUUUUUUUAUUUUUUGAUUAGCUGCACUUGUAGAAUCAUUAAUUGCUUGUGGUAUUUGUUGUGGGUGGGUGUUCUGGGUUUAUUUACAUUUGGUUAAUUAGGUGUUUGUCACACAUGUUUAAUACCAGAUUGUAGAAAUUAUUUUAAAAAUGUAGCUGGGACCAUACAUUUCUCUGUACAUGAAGCGCUUUGGCAUUGAUAUGUUUUGGGAAGGGUGAGGGUGGGGGUGCGGUUUACCAUUAGUGUACAGGUUUAUAUUUGAGACUUGGUUACUUAUGAUUUAGCUAUAAUCAAAUAUGUUCCCUACACCAUUCUAGAAAACAUAUUCUUACAUGAACCUUGUAAUCAAUAUUCUCCUGUUUUCAGCUCAAUAUGUAGACGAAGCAUAACCAUUUAUUUUUCUGCUCUCCUCAGCUCCCCUUAACUCUGUGCUCUCUCCGGCACUUAAGAAAACAGUGGGGAAAACAAAAGAGGAGAUUGCUCUGGAGAAAAAGAGAGAGCUGGAGAAAAGAUUACAGGAUGUCAGUGGACAACUAAAUUCUGCAAAGAAACCACCGAAGAAAGGUUUGUGUCCAUCAGGCAGACUGUUCUGUGGGUUUUUGUUUUUUUUCUUCUUAAAAUAUAUAUUUUUAAAGUAGUUGUAGUAUAGAAAGUGCUAUGUAAACCUGUUUUUAUAUAUGGUGUUAGUUUUGAGCAGGGUCCUCAUCCACAUAUUGUUCCUGUAACAUUUUGUAACUCUCAUUUAUUAUUAAAUUUCUCACUUGAUCACACCGUAAAGACCUAUAAAAUAAGUUGGUGCUAUAUAAAUGUCAAUAAUUUACAAGAGAUUAAAGCAAUAACAAAUGAUUAUUUUAUUUUUUUUCCUCGCUAGCCCAUGAGAAAGUAGAAUCUGCUCAGCAGGUCUCAGUUUCUCGUCUCAGCGCCUCCAGUUCCAGCUCAGACUCUGACAGCAGUAGCAGUUCUACUUCCAGCUCCUCGGACACAAGUGACUCUGAUUCGAGUUGA